CUCUUGCUGCAGCAACGCGAGUGGGAGCACCAGUCGCCAGGCUCGAGGCGGAAUUCCACGGAUCGCUUUAAAAAAAUGGCAGACAAGCCAGACAUGGGGGAAAUCGCCAGCUUCGAUAAGGCCAAGCUGAAGAAAACGGAGACGCAGGAGAAGAACACCCUGCCGACCAAAGAGACCAGUGAGCAGGAGAAGCGGAGCGAAAUUUCCUAAGAGCCUAAAGGAUUCCCCACCCCCG
Messenger RNA from Neofelis nebulosa (Clouded leopard), 235 nucleotides. RefSeq names its product thymosin beta-10-like. Gene Ontology annotation, cellular component: cytoplasm. The coding region runs from base 76 to 210 and encodes 44 amino acids. The record is from RefSeq and is a predicted model, not a curated record. Gene Ontology annotation, biological process: actin filament organization; regulation of cell migration. The transcript has a single exon. NCBI's taxonomy places the organism in Eukaryota, Metazoa, Chordata, Mammalia, Carnivora, Felidae. Gene Ontology annotation, molecular function: actin monomer binding.